Messenger RNA from Aspergillus chevalieri, 1155 nucleotides. It is a transcript of the gene pex19, whose product is annotated as putative peroxisomal membrane protein receptor Pex19. The coding region runs from base 1 to 1155 and encodes 384 amino acids. The record is from RefSeq and is a predicted model, not a curated record. Lineage: Eukaryota; Fungi; Ascomycota; Eurotiomycetes; Eurotiales; Aspergillaceae. The transcript has 3 exons. Gene Ontology annotation, cellular component: peroxisome; peroxisomal membrane. Gene Ontology annotation, biological process: protein import into peroxisome membrane.
AUGGACCAGUCAACAUCAACGUCCGUUCGGCCAGAAAAGCCGCAUGAUGCAACCUCCGCCGCUCCAAGUGAGGGGAAGCAACCCCAGCCGACGCCGCCGGCAAAGGUAGAACAAGCAGCGCAAAAGGACGAGGAUGGCGAUGAUGAUGACGGUGACGAUGAUGAAUCGGACCUGGAUGAUCUCGAUGAUGUUCUCGACGACUUUUCCAAACCAGCCAACGCCAACAAACAAAAACAACCCGAAAAUGCCCCUCCACAGCCUACCAUCACGACCAGCGAAAGUGAACCAGGAAACGACGACGACUUCGAUGAACAAGCCUUCAUGAAGCAACUCGAACAAGACAUGGCCAACAUGAUGUCCCAGGCCCAGCAGGAAUCCGGAUCCUCCGAUAACAAGGAAUUCCAAGACACCAUCGAACAAGGCGCGGAUGCGUUCGCGAAACAGUUGGAGGAUAGCGGAGUGCCGCCGGGUGAUUUCCUCAAGCAGCUUUUGGCGGAAGUUAUGGCUGAAGAAAGUGGUGAUAAGGAUAAGAGUGCUGGUAAAGGUGCCGGCAGUUCAAGCGCAGAUACCAAAGCCAAUAAAGCCAAUGCCCAAGCUACUGCUGCUACGGCCGUGACAGAUAAAACUCCUGAAUCCUUCAAUGAGACUAUUCAACGCACUAUGAACCGCAUGCAAGAGUCCGGCGACAAAGCUACCGCCGCUGCCAGCGAGGACGAUGACAUCCCCGACGAGGUUCUCCUCCAGCUUCUCAAGGCCCUCGAGUCCACCGCCUCGGGCAACGAAGACGAUAUCCAGAAGAUGUUCCAGGGUUUCAUGGAGAAGGUGUCAAGCAAGGAUAUCCUGUACGAGCCGAUGAAGGAACUGGAGGGCAAGUUUGAGCCGUGGAUUGCGGAGAAGAAGGGCAAGGGAGAACUCAGCGACGAAGAUGUCAAGCGAUAUCAGACGCAGACGAAGAUCGUCAAAGAUGUGGUUGCGAAGUUCGAGGAGCCGGGGUAUUCGGAUGAGGAUCCGAAGUGUAGGGAAUGGGUUUGGGAGAGGAUGCAGGAAAUGCAAAAUGCAGGAAACCCACCCGACGAACUCAUCCCCAACCCUCUUGGAGACAUGAGCGGCGCUGGCGGGCAAGGAGCGGUUCCCCCGGACUGUGUCCCGCAAUAA